AUGGCUCGACGUUUUUCUUUCGUAUUCCUUCUCAUUGCUUUGGCUUUAGCCGGUGGAAGUUACGCCGCCGAUUCAUCUUCACCUUCACCACCGACGACGACGUCAAACACCACUGAAAAAUCUCCUCCCACGAUGCCUCCCGCCGGGAAAAACUCCACGUACGUUCAAGAUUACUCUGAUUACGAUGUCCCCAUAGAUCUAGCGCCGGCAGGAGUCGAAGUCGUGGAAGAUUACGCGCCGGUUUCUGUUAAAGGAGCUGAUGAGCUUGCGCAACCAGAAGAAGAUUUAACUGGAUUAUUUUUGUUUUGA
This is a messenger RNA of Thlaspi arvense, 309 nucleotides long. NCBI's taxonomy places the organism in Eukaryota, Viridiplantae, Streptophyta, Magnoliopsida, Brassicales, Brassicaceae. The record is from the annotation of a GenBank genome assembly.